Molecule: messenger RNA, 705 nt
Organism: Jatropha curcas
Lineage: Eukaryota; Viridiplantae; Streptophyta; Magnoliopsida; Malpighiales; Euphorbiaceae
Product: large ribosomal subunit protein eL27
Biological process (GO): translation
Cellular component (GO): ribosome
Molecular function (GO): structural constituent of ribosome
Source: RefSeq, a predicted model, not a curated record
AUCAGUCUCACACAAACCCUAACAGCCCUCACCUGAUAUAACCACCAGCAGCCAAAAAACAAAAGGAAACCCUAAACCUUUGGCCUCUCGCUCAACACAGUAAGAAUAGAGAAUGGUGAAAUUCUUGAAACCUAACAAAGCCGUCGUCCUCCUCCAGGGCCGCUUCGCCGGUCGCAAGGCGGUGAUAGUCCGAUCCUUCGACGAUGGAACUCGUGAUCGUCCCUACGGCCACUGCCUCGUCGCCGGCAUAUCAAAGUACCCGUCAAAGGUGAUCAAGAAAGACUCCGCCAAGAAGACAGCGAAGAAGUCACGCGUGAAAGCGUUUAUGAAGGUAGUUAAUUACAGCCAUUUGAUGCCUACAAGAUACACUCUCGAUGUGGAUUUGAAGGAUGUGGCGACUCCUGAUGCGUUGGUCGGCAAGGAUAAGAAGGUGACCGCUGCGAAAGAGAUCAAGAAGAGGUUUGAGGAGAGGUUCAAGACUGGAAAGAACCGAUGGUUCUUUUCAAAGCUCAGGUUUUGAAAUGAAAAUUUUGAUUUUUGUUAUGAAUUAAGUUACUCUUCCUCUUUUUUGGAUUAGGGAAGCUUUUGUUAGUUGAAUGGUAUCAAUUACAGCUUGCUAAGUAGGAUUGAAUUUCUUGAAAUGAAUUUACAUUAUGCAGAUUUGUUAUUAAUUAAUAUCUUUGGAUAUUGCUCUUUUUACGUUCA